AUUGAGCCCGCCCACGCUUCCGGAAGGGCAGCCUCGGUGUGUGGGUGCGCGAGUUCUCCGCGUGUGUGACUACAGGGCUCGUCCUCCGAAGUUGAGAGGUGCUGGCGUCGCGAGGCUGGAGCCCCAAACAUGGCAACGGUGGAAGAGAGCUUCCCCCGUGGGGGUACAAGAAAGACCCAUAAAUCAGAGAAAGCUUUCCAGCAGCCUGUUGAACAAGACAACUUAUUUGAUAUUUCUACUGAAGAAGAUUCCACCAAAAGGAAAAAGAGGCAGAAGGAGCCAGCAAAAACAAAAAAGCUGAAAAUUGACAAGAAAGAAAGCAGCAAGUCUGUAAGAGAAAAGUUUGAAAUCCUUGGUAUCGAGUCCCUGUGUGAGGGCAUGCGGCUUUUGGGUUGUGUGAAAGAGGUAAAUGAACUGGAACUGGUGAUUAGUCUCCCCAAUGGCCUGCAGGGGUUUGUGCAGGUGACUGAAAUCUGUGAUGCUUACACCAAAAAGCUGAAUGAGCAGGUGGCACAAGAAGAGCCUCUGAAGGACCUGGUCCUCUUGCCUGAACUCUUCUCGCCCGGGAUGCUGGUGAGAUGUGUCGUGAGCAAUCUCGGCAUCACAGAGAGUGGCAGAAAGAGUGUCAAACUAUCUCUGAACCCCAAAAAUGUCAACAAAGUGCUGAGUGCUGAGUCCUUGAAGCCCGGAAUGUUGCUCUCAGGCACUGUGUCCAGUCUGGAAGACCAUGGCUACCUAGUGGACAUUGGUGUUGGUGGGGCCAGAGCUUUUUUGCCAGUGCAGAAAACCCAGGAGUAUAUCAGACAAAAGAACAAAGGUGCUAAACUGAAGGUGGGUCAGUACCUGAACUGCAUCAUUGAAGAGGUGAAAGGCAAUGGAGGAGUUGUUAGUCUGUCUAUUGAUCAUUCAGAAGUUUCUACUGCCAUUGCUACCGAGGAGCAAAACUGGACCCUUAAUAACUUGCUACCAGGACUGGUGGUCAAAGCCCAGGUACAGAAGGUGACUCCACUUGGCCUUACGUUAAACUUCCUCUCAUUCUUUACUGGCCUGGUUGACUUUAUGCAUUUGGAUCCCAAGAAAGCUGGAACGUAUUUCUCAAAUCAAGUAGUCAAGGCCUGCAUCCUCUGUAUCCAUCCUCGGACCAGAGAUGUGCGACUGAGCCUGCGUCCCGCCUUCCUGCAGCCUGGGCGCCCACUCACCCGGCUCUCUUGCCAGCACCUGGGAGCUGUCCUGGAUGACAUUCCUGUCCAGGGCUUUUUCAGCAAGGCCGGGGCCACUUUCAGGUUGAAUGAUGGGUCUCUGGCCUAUGCCCGGCUCAGCCAUCUCUCCGAUUCAAAGAGCGCCUUCAAUCCUGAGGCCUUCAAGCCAGGGAACACUCACAAAUGUAGAAUCAUCGACUACAGCCCAAUGGAUGAACUGGUUUUGCUGUCUCUGCGGACGUCUAUUAUUGAAGCUCAGUACCUUAGCUAUCAUGACAUCAAACCUGGGGCAUUGGUAAAGGGCACAGUUAUGACCAUAAAGCCGUAUGGGAUUCUGGUGAAGGUGGGUGAGCACAUCAGGGGCCUGGUACCUCCCAUGCACCUGGCUGACAUCUUGAUGAAGAACCCAGAGAAGAAGUACCACAUUGGGGAUGAGGUCAUGUGCCGGGUUUUGCUUUGUGACCCUGAAGCCAAGAAGCUGAUGAUGACCCUGAAGAAAACCCUGGUUGAGUCCAAACUGCCUGCCAUUACCUGCUAUGCAGAUGCUAAGACUGGUCUGCAGACACAUGGCUUCAUCCUCAGGGUCAAGGACUAUGGCUGCGUUGUGAAGUUCUACAAUGACGUGCAGGGACUGGUGCCCAAGCAUGAGCUUAGUGCCGAGUAUGUCCCCGACCCAGAGAAGGUCUUUUACACUGGCCAGGUGGUGAAGGUUGUGGUGCUGAACUGUGAGCCAUCCAAAGAGAGGAUGCUCUUGUCUUUCAAGCUGUUGAGUGAUCCAAAGAAAGAGCGUGCGGGACACAGUCAGAAGAAAAGAAAAGCCGUUCACGCUGGGCAGUUGGUGGAUGUGAAGGUUUUAGAAAAGUCCAAAGAUGGGCUGGAGGUGGCUAUCCUGCCCCACAACAUCCCUGCUUUCCUCCCCACGUCUCAUCUGUCAGACCACGUCGCCAACGGCCCACUGCUGUAUCACUGGCUCCAGGCCGGUGACACUCUUCACAGAGUCCUGUGUCUGAGCCAGAGUGAGAGACAUGUUCUCCUUUGCAGGAAGCCAGCUUUGGUCUCCACAGUAGAGGGUGGUCAGGAUCCCAAGAGCUUCUCAGAAAUCCAUCCUGGAAUGCUGCUCAUUGGUUUUGUGAAGAACAUCAAGGACUAUGGUGUGUUCGUCCAGUUCCCCUCAGGUCUUAGUGGACUGGCCCCCAAAGCAAUCAUGAGUGACAAAUUUGUGACCUCCACUAGUGACCACUUUGUCGAAGGGCAGACGGUAGUUGCAAAGGUGACCAAUGUGGACGAGGAGAAGCAGCGGAUGCUGCUGUCUCUGCGGCUGUCGGACUGCUCCAUGGGGGACCUGGCCACCACCAGCCUCCUCCUCCUGAGCCAGUGCCUCGAGGAGCAGCAGGGCGUGCGCAGCCUCAUGAGAAACCGAGACUCUGUGUUGAUCCAGACGCUGGCUGAGAUGACCCCAGGGAUGGUCCUUGACUUAGAAGUGCAGGAGGUAUUGGAAGAUGGCUCUGUGGUAUUCAGUGAGGGCCCAGUGCCUGGCCUGGUCCUGAGAGCCAGCAAAUAUCAUCGAGCAGGGCAGGAGGUGCAAUCUGGGCAAAAAAAGAAGGUUGUGAUCUUACAUGUUGACAUGUUAAAGUUGGAAGUACAUGUUUCCCUGUACCACGAUUUGGUGAAUAGAAAAGCUAAAAAGCUAAGGAAAGGCAGUGAAUACCAGGCGAUCGUGCAGCACUUGGAGGAGUCUUUCGCCGUUGCCUCCUUGGUAGAGACUGGCCACCUGGCGGCUUUCUCCCUGACCUCUCACCUCAAUGACACCUUCCGCUUUGACUCGGAGAAGUUGCAGGUGGGACAGGGUGUCUCCCUCACCCUCAAGACCACAGAACCGGGCGUGACCGGUCUUCUUUUGGCUGUUGAGGGGCCAGCUGCUAAGAGGACCAUGAGACAGACCCGGAAGGACUCUGAGACGGUCGACGAGGACGAUGAAGUGGAUCCAGCAAUAGUUGUAGGGACUAUAAAGAAGCACACCCUGUCCAUUGGGGACAUGGUCACAGGGACUGUCAAGUCCAUUAAGCCCACCCAUGUGGUGGUGACCCUGGAAGACGGCAUCAUUGGCUGUAUUCAUGCCUCCCACAUUCUAGAUGAUGUUCCAGAGGGCACAUCUCCUACUGCCAAGCUGAAAGUUGGGAAGACGGUCACUGCCCGAGUGAUUGGCGGGCGAGACAUGAAGACAUUCAAGUUUCUUCCAAUAAGUCAUCCCAGAUUCAUUCGAACCAUCCCGGAGCUGAGUAUUCGGCCAAGUGAGCUGGAGAAGGGUGGUCACACUGCUCUCAACACUCACUCUGUUAGCCCCUUGGAGAAGAUUAAACAGUAUCAGACUGGUCAGACUGUGACUUGCUUCUUCAAGAAGUACAACGUGGUUAAGAAAUGGCUUGAGGUGGAGAUUGCUCCAGACAUCCGGGGGAGAGUUCCCAUGUUGCUCACUUCUCUCAGCUUCAAGGUUCUGAAACAUCCAGAUAAGAAGUUCCGGAUCGGCCAAGCCUUGAAGGCCACUGUGGUUGGCCGAGAUUCCUCCAAGGCCUUCUUGUGUCUCUCACUCAUAGGUCCUCACAAACUUGAGAAAGGGGAAGUGGCCAUGGGCCAAGUGGCAAAGGUGACUCCCAAGAAGGGGCUGACUGUCUCCUUCCCCUUGGGGAAGAUCGGAAGAGUCAGCAUAUUUCACUUGAGUGACUCCUACUCAGAGACGCCCCUGGAAGACUUCACCCUGCAGAAGAUUGUCAGGUGUUACGUCCUGUCCGCUGCAGGCCCUGUAUUGACUUUGUCGCUGCGAUCAUCCAGGACAAACCCGGAGACAAAAAGCAAAAUACCAGAUCCUGAGAUUAACUCCAUCCAGGACGUUGAGGAAGGGCAGCUCCUACGGGGCUACGUGAAGUCCGUCCAGCCGCACGGCAUCCUCUUCAGCCUUGGCCCUUCAGUUGUGGGUUUGGCCCAGUACCCGCAUGUCUCCCAGCACAGCUCACCCCAGAAAGCCCUUUAUAACAAAUACCUCCCCGAAGGGAAGCUGCUCACAGCCAAAGUCCUAAGCGUGAACCACCAGAACAACCUGGUAGAGCUGUCCUUCCUCCCCGGCGACACGGGGAAGCCGGACGUGCUUUCUGCCUCCCGGGGACUGCCACUUCCGAAGCAAGAGGGGCGGCAAAUAGAGGCAGAGGAGAGAGACCACAAAGGAGAAGAGAAGGAGCAGAAGAAGAACCAGAAAAAGAGAGAGAAGAGAAACCGGAAGGGGCAAGAGGAGCCGCCGCUGCCCAGCAAGGAGGAGAAGGAGCCCCAGGAAUCCCAAGCGCAGGAGCAGGGCAGGCGGCCACACCUGGAGUCUGGAAGCGAGCAGGAACGAGUGAACAAGAAGCAAAAGAAAGCCGCUCCGUCGGAGGAGGAUGACAGUGGUGUUGAAGUAUAUUAUCGGGAAGGAGAAGAAGAGAUAGAAGAGACACGUGUGCUGCCCAAGCAGAAGCCGACCAGGCCCGCAGAAGCACCCCGGCUGCAACUGUCUUCCAGCUUCGUUUGGGACGUGGGGCUGGACUCUCUGACCCCGGCCUUGCCACCUCGAGGAGAUAGCUCAGAUAGCGAGGAGGACGAGAAGCCACAACAAGCCACGCAGAAGAAAAGCAAGAAGGAAAGGGAGUUGGAGAAGCAGAAGGCGGAGAAAGAGCUGUCCCGCAUUGAGGAGGCGCUGAUGGAUCCCAGGCGACAGCCAGAGUCAGCAGAUGAUUUUGACCGACUGGUGCUGAGCUCCCCCAACAGCUCCAUCCUGUGGCUGCAGUACAUGGCCUUCCACCUGCAGGCCACGGAAAUCGAGAAGGCCCGGGCUGUGGCCGAGAGGGCGCUCAAGACCAUCUCCUUCAGAGAGGAGCAGGAGAAGCUGAACGUGUGGGUGGCACUGCUGAACCUAGAAAACAUGUAUGGCUCCCAGGAGUCACUGACCAAGGUCUUCGAGCGGGCCGUGCAGUACAGUGAGCCUCUCAAGGUCUUUCUCCAACUGGCUGACAUCUACACCAAGUCGGAGAAGUUCCAGGAAGCCAGUGAACUCUACAACCGGAUGCUGAAGCGUUUCCGGCAGGAGAAAACGGUGUGGAUCAAAUAUGGCGCCUUUCUUCUGCGCAGGGGCCAGGCAGGGGCCAGUCACCGUGUGAUGCAGCGAGCCCUUGAACGCCUGCCGAAUAAAGAGCAUGUGGAUGUAAUUGCCAAGUUUGCCCAGCUUGAGUUCCAGCUGGGGGAUGCAGAGCGGGCCAAAGCCAUUUUCGAGAACACGCUGAGCACCUACCCAAAGCGCACAGAUGUCUGGUCGGUCUACAUCGACAUGACCAUCAAGCAUGGCAGCCAGAAGGAAGUCCGGGACAUCUUCGAGCGGGUCAUUCACCUGAGUCUGGCCCCCAAACGAAUGAAAUUCUUCUUCAAGCGCUACCUGGACUAUGAGAAGCAACACGGCACCGAGAAGGACGUGCAGGCAGUGAAGGCAAAGGCCCUGGAAUACGUGGAGGCUAAGAGCUCCGUGUUGGAGGACUAGUGGCAGCUGCUGUCCUCAGACACCACUGUCCUCAGACAGCCAGUCAGCAGGGCCAGCCUGCCGAACCUCAGGCCCCUGGGCGGUUGAAAACUAUUGGGUUGUUGGAAAAGUCAUGAUGCAUUUUUGCAACGAAAAACAUAGAAAAAAUACAUUAUGACUUUUCCGACAACCCAAUAUAUUGCCUGAGGACUGUAUUUAAGUGCUGCUUUUUCUGCAGCACCUCUGGGGUAAUCCUGUUACAAUAAAAAUGAAUUUGCGAUUUCUUAUAA
This is a messenger RNA of Hipposideros armiger (great roundleaf bat), 6023 nucleotides long. RefSeq names its product programmed cell death 11 (gene PDCD11). The coding region runs from base 130 to 5754 and encodes 1874 amino acids. The record is from RefSeq and is a predicted model, not a curated record. Gene Ontology annotation, cellular component: nucleolus; small-subunit processome; nucleus. Lineage: Eukaryota; Metazoa; Chordata; Mammalia; Chiroptera; Hipposideridae. Gene Ontology annotation, biological process: rRNA processing. Gene Ontology annotation, molecular function: protein binding; RNA binding. The transcript is spliced from 36 exons.